Phytomonas sp. EM1 is the source of this 3366-nucleotide messenger RNA. Lineage: Eukaryota; Euglenozoa; Kinetoplastea; Trypanosomatida; Trypanosomatidae. The record is from the annotation of a GenBank genome assembly.
GGAUUAUAAUAGUAGUAGAUAAGAAGGUAAAUCGAUUCUAUGUCUUGAAUGUAUGCGUGCGUGCGUGUGCUUUUGUUUCAUCUGCUAAGGGGUACAAUGCUGUAUUUACAGAUUAACAUCUCAUUUAUUAAGGGUGUGAAAUCUUUUUUCGAUCGUACUAUCUCUUCUAAAGGAUAGUCUGAGCGUCAAAGGGGAGGCGAUUCCAUUCGUUGCCAUGCCUGAGUCAUGUGAGAAAGAUCAGAGAGCAUUGUGGGGACAAGUUAGAGGUUUCGGAAUUCAAGACACAUCUAGAAUGAAUUGUCUAAUCUACUUGUAGUCUGUGAAUGUAAUAUUCUUCCAUUGUUGUUAGUGUUUUUCUGAAUACCUUUUGGUUUGAUGUAAAUUUUGAAGACACCCCCUUCGAUGAGGCCUCUAUAUGCCUUUGUAUAAAAUCACUAUACACUUUGGGAUCCGUUUCAGAAAUCUGAUGAUGGGGAAAUUCAACAUUAGUUUCUCUUUAUCAAAGAAUAUUAUAUAAAUAAAUAAAUAAAUAAAUAAAUAAAUUUUUAUAUCAUAUUGUUAUGGUUAGGUUCGUGGAUUGUCAAGCAUUGCUCAAAGCGGUUCCACCAUACUGCUUUUCACCCCCUUUCAUUUUCCCACUAGGGUAAUUAAAAGGAAUACCCUGGUAUAAGCGCGUUGAUCUGUUUGCUCCUCUUUCUGGCCUGGUUGUGAGCUGCGCAUUCGCAUAGUUACACAAGCGAAGAGAGCAACACAAGGAAGAAAAAUAACAUCAAGGCCACCAGGUCAAGGAGAAAGUGCGCUUAUUUGUGAUUUGAUCAACUUUUACUUCCUUCGUAUUCCCUCCACAGAUACACACAAACACGAGGAAGGGGUGGAAUAAUUAGCGUCGUAUUUGCACGGUAAUAACACGAAUAGAUAAUUAAGAUAAUGCUUCGACACAUCCGUAUGACGUGCCGCACUGGAACUGAGCUUCUUCCGUCACGCCUGUCACAGAUACUACGAGAAUGGGUUAGACCACUAUAUGCCUUUACAGUUCAGCACCGUACACUGGGGCCUGGUGAGGCCGACCCAAUAUGCCGCUGUCGUUAUCCCCUCUACACCCUGUGCUAUCCAUACCCAUCCCCAUACGAUAUGCUGCCCUCUAACAGCGGCAAUCUCCCUUUGACAUCCUCAGAGUUCGCCCUGUCAUCGGAUGCACCAAUGGACACCACCGCUGUGCCCCCCGUGGAGAAGUCACCAUUUGCGGGUGUGAAAUCACGGACCGUUGGUGAUGAUAGCCAAACACAUGAAUGGUUAGCCGAUGCAACGGAAAGCACGCCAUCGUUUCUAACCACUAAGGUCAGACGUCGACAGGCAUUGCAUAUGCGAAAGAUCUGGUCUAGACGGAUGCCACCACUUGUGGCCCAUCCCAACAUCAUUCCUAAUCGACCGACGUGCUACCGCUGCGAUAUCUGUGAUGGGUUUUUAGAUGCGAAGGGGCACCAUGAAGCCGACGGAAGCAAGGCGGAUAGCGAGCCUGUAGCUCGUGGAGGAAGUGAGGACCUUCAAGGGACCCAAUUAUGUAGUGAGGCAAGGAGUAGUGCAACCAAUAGUUUUGUGUCCGCGGUCCCAUCAAUUGUACCCAAAGAAGCUACGACUCGGAUCUUACCCAACAGAUCAUUCCUGAAAGUUUCGCUUGCAAAAGCCACGGAUACUAACGAGGUGGCAACGCGAGGAAGCCUUCUCGAAGGGCACGAGGUAAUUAAUGGGGAGCACAGCACACGAGCAGUAUCUACGGACAUUGCCAACACUAUUAUGAACGAUACCGAAGUGGCUGAGCUACGCUACUUAGACCCUUUUCUUGUCGAGGUUCUCGGUUCUCCUUCAGUGGUUUCACUAUCCCGUUACUUUAUUCGCGAGCUGCAGGCACAGCUCAAACGAUCUAGCCUGACGUAUAAUUACCUCACAAAAAGUAUUAAGAAUGCUGUAGGCAUCUCAAGAUCCCAUGAGAUGGUGUAUAAAGCAUGGACCCAGCAAAAGCAACACACUAGUAGGCCGUUUUCGCAGGGCCAAAACAUUUCUGAGGGUGCAUUAGGACGCCUUCAGACUCAGGUGGAUCUGUUUGAUUUGGCUGCGUACACGGUACGGUUUGCUGUUGCUGCUUAUGGUCUUCCUUAUGAGUUGGGCUACUUCAAUUCACCUAAUGAUAUUUCCAAGUUGCAUGCUAGGCCGCACUGCCGUUACACAUGUGCUACUUCCGACGAGCAAAUUGAGUCAAUGCGGCGCAUGCUGCACGAGGAGGAAGUGGAUCAUCACAUGGAGUUCGCAAUGAGUCGUUACUCAACUCGUAUUGGCCAUCCUUGCUAUGCGGUUGUACUGGACCAUUCGAAACGACGCGUAGUGCUGACUUUUCGUGGCCCAUUGACAUUAUCGGACGUAGUUACAUGCAUAACGGAUGGUUAUAGGCAAGUGAAUCUCGCGCAGCCAGAUGCACUGGGGGGUGUGAGUGCUGAAUCUGGUAGAACUGCAUCGUGCAGCCAAUCGGCGAAUUUGACAGCGCCGGAAUGGAGGCGAUUUAGCAAAGCGAGUGGGCAAAAUAGGUCGGGGUUAUCCCUGGAGGUCACCGAAGAUCAACUCAAGGGAGAAAGCCUUGUUACUCGGAUUCCGUUGGGGUUCUAUCGAGCUGUGAGGGAGGCGGCGCAUAGUGUGGUGCCUGAGCUAAGUGUUAUCCACACCUAUUACCCCAACUACCAGCUUAUCAUCACCGGACACUCCUUAGGGGGUGCUAUAGCAGUGCUCUUUUAUCUUUUGUAUUGCUUCCGGCCCAAGGGCGCGUUGGCUCCUCGUGCAGUGUCUUUUGAAAAUGUGCAGACGGUUGCUUUUGGUGCACCGCCCCUCCUAGAGAAGAAGAUACUACGGACUCUGAAUUUCCAACUAGACUGUGAUAGGGAGCGUGGGGGAAGCCGUAUUAUUAACUUUUGUUAUGGAAAGGAUUUGGUGUCAAGGCUGCAGCCACGCUCUGUUCGACAAAUACUAACUGAGCAGCAUUCCUCGUCGUCUGAUCAAAGUACCAUGUUUGAACAUGUGACGGAUACAAAGCAUAUAUCCCGGAAGAAUAUCAACCGGAACUGCGAUAUACCAGACUGGAUUUUACCGACGUUAGCCGUACCUGGGGAGUUUCUGAACAUAUCGGAUACCCAGGACCAUAAUUGCUUUGAGGUAGGGGAGGAUGAUACUUGGUGUUCACAACUUAUCCUUUUUCCUGAGGCUGUCUUUCACCAUCAUCCCAAUCAUUAUAUGCGGGGGCUUAACCACUUGUUAACGUGUUACUCGAUGCAGCUAGCGGAAGCUAAAGAUAGGUUCGAGAAGAAUUCCAACAUAGUGUGA